Messenger RNA from Penaeus monodon (black tiger shrimp), 635 nucleotides. RefSeq lists its product as uncharacterized. NCBI's taxonomy places the organism in Eukaryota, Metazoa, Arthropoda, Malacostraca, Decapoda, Penaeidae. The record is from RefSeq and is a predicted model, not a curated record. The transcript has 3 exons. Bases 120 to 503 code for a protein of 127 amino acids.
GUGGAGCGCCAUGUAUUAUCUGCUGUGAUAUCUCUGUGUUAUCGUGGAGUGUCGUGUGUUAUAUUUUUAUACAGUGGAGUGCCAUGUGUUAGCUGUUGUGAUAUCUGUCUGUGUUACUGAUGUUUUACCUUUGUGAUCAUUUGCGUAAUGAUCCGAACACUGGUCUCUCGUGCAUUUUUUUUACGGAUUAUCCAGAGCUGAAGACCGAGAGUGGCGUAGGCAUUUCAAUUGCCUUCCUCUGCAAUGAGGAUACGAGAGACAGAGGCAUAGUUUAUGGCUUUCUUGCUGUGUUGGUUACUUCAAUCAUCCUUAUCUCCUUGAUGUCAUACGGUGCCAUGAAGCGCCGUCCCGCGUUCCUGAGUUCUUGGGUGGUGUGGGAAAGCCUCUUUAUUGUGUCUUUGGGUGCUCUCCCGUCACUGGCAUCUCUACAGUCGGAUUUCUGGUUGGGUUUGCGUUCCGACUCUGCUGUUUCUGUGUCGUCAACGAAGACCGUCGCCUGGUAAGUUGUCUGUUUUCCCCCUGAUUACUGGUCUUCUUCUUUUUUUCCUUCUCUUUCUCCUCUUUCUUCUUUUUUUCCUUCUCCUUAUCCGCCUCCUUCUUAUCCUCCUCCUCCUCCUCCUCAUCAUCAUCAUCAU